CAUACACUAUAAAAGUGUAGUAAAAAUUGUAGUAUUGCUGAAUUUCACUAGUAUUCUGUUUUCUUCCUGUACUUCACAUAGAUAAUGAGGCUUGUCUUUUGUCAUACCUUUGUGUGGCUUGGACCUUCAUGGUUACGGUUUGAAUGGAUUUCUGGUGGUUUGUCUGCAUGGCCGUUCAUUGCAUUUGCCUUUCUGAUCCUUUACAUUCCUGCUGGUGUCUCCAGGCAAACUAACACAGCUAGGGGUGAUCACCCGCCAGAGUUUGGAAUAUGGGAUACUAGUGUAAUUAAAUUCCCAAUUAUUUCAUUUGUUCUUCUCGUUCUUGAAGGUUUGAAUUUUUAUGAUGCCUUUAUUUUUAAUGUGUUUAUAAUAUUUUAUAUUCAUUUUUGAGAUACAGAUAAAAUUGUAAAUAAAUUAUAAAUGAUGUUGAUUUAGCAUUUAUGGGCUAAAAUGUAUGAAAUCUCUGAACUUUUUUUUGAAGAAGUGUUAUUUUAUUGUAUUUUGAUGCAAUGGUUUUUUAUUGUGUGUUUUUUUUUAUGUCAUUUUCAUCAUAUUUUGUAGACAGUGAUUGAUGUUGUUAAUUCCUCUUUCUACAUUGUUCCUAGUCGGGUUUUCUGAGUCUGAAAUGCUGAUACAAAAGACAUGUUCUUUUGUAUUGCUGAUGGUGAUGGAUAUUUUCCUGCUACAAAAUGGUGCUUUGUAGUAAAUGCUAGAAAGUCAUAGGAGCUUUUACAUGCUGAAAGGUGGCGGGGGAUUCUUGGUGUCGGAGCUAAAUGCUUCACCACGCUGAGUACGCAAGCACUGGUCACAAAGUCCUAGCCCUUCACUUUCUCUGCCGGACAUGAGCAUUAGAUGAUGAUGUCUCUUAUUGUAGAGGAGGAAGGCCUCAGAAAGGAGUGAGUAUAUCACCUUGACACAGAGUAUAGAGAUGCAGAAGGCGGCCAGUGAGGAGGAGUUGGUCAGGCUGAAGGGCACCGUGUUGGAGUUGGAGGCAGUGUUGGCUGAGAGGCAGCAGCGCCUCGAGCACCUCGAAGGGGAACUGGAGGCCCAUAGGAGGACCAUCGAUGACCUGACCCUCCAGAAGUCCAAGGCUGAGUAUGAAGUGAAACAGUACCGUUCAGAGCUGGAGGGGGUAGUCAAAGGCAAGGCAGCCGCUGAGCUGGAGCUCAGCCGAGCACGACAGCUUGUUCAGCAGUCCGAGGCAAAGCACUCCGCCCUGGAGUCCAGCCUGAAGCUGCUGAAGAGCAACAUCGAGGAAAGCACACUGCUCAGGAGGAAGCUGGAGAAACACCUGCGGAGGAAGGACAGUGAUGUGCAAGACCUGGAGGAGCACAAACGCACUCUGGAGCGGGAGCUGAGGGCCAAAGAGAAUACCGAGGCUGAGUUGAUGGACUUGGUGCGAGGCAUGGAGGUGAACCUGGCCCUGAAGUCAGAGUCCAGGGAAUCCUCAAGUGACCUGCACAUGUCCGUUGUGAGGGAGACUGUGCAUCAGUGCAGCUUUGCCAGUGCUAACCUUCUGGGGUCAGACAUGACGCUUCAGCAUAAGAUCGAAGAACUGGCCAUGGGAAAGAAGAGGGCUGAGUCUGAAGUCAAGACGUUGAAGUCAGAGCUGAAUUCGGUGCUGGUGCAGAAAACUAUGGCUGAAGAGAAAGUGCAGCGUUUCAAGGAGCUUUUAGAUGAUGCGAAUGGCAGGCUGAAGAAGCUCCAGAUGGAAAUGGACUCUGAAAGAAGCAGUAACAGACAGAGGCUAGAGGAGCUGAGGCAGGAAGUUACAGAACUAAAGAAGUCUGUUUAUGUCUUUCAAGAGCAAGUAAAGUCCUUGCAGAGAGAGAAAUCAUCCCUGGAGCAAAAAGCCAUCUUCCAUAAAACUGAAGUUGAAGGCUUGAAGGAGCAGUUAAAAAUAAACCAUGGAAAGUUGGUUCAGAAGAGCUCUUUGGAACAGGAAAUAAAUCACAAGAUGCGCUGCUUGGAGGACGAGCUAUGCACGAAACAGGCUGAUGGUGAUUGUUUGAGAUUUAAGGUCAACGAGCUGACGAGAAACAAUGCUAAAUUAGACAAUGAUCUCAGGAACCUGAAGGUUGCCAUAGAAACCUUACAGCAAGAAAAAGCAUAUGCUGAACAGAAACUCAAAACCCGGAAGGAGGAGGUGGAGGGCUUGAAAGAGCUUCUCCAGAAAACCAAAGAAGACUUUAAUCUGAAGACAAAGUCAGAUCAGGAAAUUCAACUUAAAGCUAGAAAUCUGGAGAUGGAACUUGAGAAAAACAGUCAAGUUGUUGUUCAGUUAAGAAAGAAGGUGGAUGAACUAAAGAAAAUUAAUUUGGAGAGUGAGAGAUCAAUGAAAAAUUUGAAAUCAGAACUUGACAAGGUUUCCAUGGAAAUGGGCAGCAAAGACCAACAUAUCAAUAUAUAUAAAUCUCAGGCUGAAAGUACAAAAACUCAAGUUAAAAUCAUAGAAGAUGAACUACUAAAGAAAACACAAGCCUUACAUGAGCUUCAGAUUAAGCUGAGGGACUACAAUGAAGAAGUCAGGAAAACGUCAGAACUACAGCAGAAAAACAAUGCCCUCAGUCUGAGCAUAGCUAAUUAUGAAAAUGAAAUCACAAACCUGAAAUCCGAAAUCAACUCUGUAAGCAUUGAAAAGAAAAUGGCUGACAAGUCAGUCCAAGAACAGAAGAUUGAAAUCAGUGAUUUGAAUCUGACAUUAAGGAAAGCCAAGGAAGAAAUUCAAAAGGAGAGCACAGAGGUUCGGAAAUAUUUUUCCAAAGUAAAGGAGCUAGAGAGUGAACUUUUGAAAUAUAAACAGACUAUCAAAGAGAUGACUGGAAACACUGACAGUAUUACUUCAGAUCUCAAGAAGGAUAUUGGCCUUCUUCAGAAGGACAAGGCGGCUGCGGACAAAACACUGAUUACUCUCAAGGCAGAAUUAGAUGCUGUGAAAGCUUCUCUGAGGAGAACAACUGAAGAAUUGCAGAAGGAAACCCAAGAGGGGAGGAUGAACCAAUCAAAAAUCAAAGAGCUUGAAGGAGAACUUCAGAGGAACAGGCUGAAAAUGAAAGAAAUGACCUCAAGUUCAGAAAAGUUCUCAACAAAUUUCAAACAGGAAAUUUUAGUUCUACAGAGGGAGAGAAGUGCAGUGGAAGAGAAAUCUCGGGCAUUGACCUUGGAGGUUUCCCUGUUAAGACAGAAACUUGAGAAAGCACAGGAGGAAGUACGGCAGAAGCAGAAGGAAUGUUCAGCUGCCCAGCUGAGGUCCCAGAAGCUAGAAGAACAGCUUGAAAAUUGCAAACGGAUGUUGGAUGACUUAAAAGGAAAAUUGGAUCUGCAGAAAAAUGCUUAUGGAAGACACCUGGAAAUAUUCCAACAAGAGAUGGAGCAAAAACUUCUGUUGAAAGAAUCAGAUGCCAAAUUUGAAUAUGAUAAGAAGUCAAGAGAACACAUGUACAACACAGAAACUGCUGAAAAAGAAAAGAAAUACUUGCGUCAAGAGAUUGAGCAAUUAAAAACUCUCAACGAGAGUACUCAAAAAUCAAAACAGGAGACAGAGCAGCAAAUAAACACUCUUCAUUCAAAGGUCAGUCAAGUAGAGAAAGAGAAGAAUGUCAUCAACCAGGAACUAAUUCAUGCAAAAACUCGCAUCACAGAAUUAGAAACUGAAAACACAAAAUUAACAGUGAGUAUUUCUAAGAUGGACAGCAUCCAAAAUGUCAGCUCUAAGGAUAAUCAAAGGCUGAAGGAAAUGUUAUCUGAGACAGAGCAGAAGUUAGCAGUAAGGGAAGUGGAAGCGAGGUCUCUGAAGGAGCAAAAUGUGUCUUACGUAAAGGAGGUGCAAGGACUCCAGGAAAAGGUUUUAAAGUUGGAAGUCUCCACCUCCGAAUCAAGAAAGAUUAAAGACAUGGAUGGCAGGAGUAAUAAAUUCCACCAGUGUAUGAAUGAUGAUGAGAUUACUAAACUGAAGAAUGAGUUGCAGGUUGCGAAAAGGAUGCUGUUAUCUCAUGAAGAGAUUAAGGGUAAACAAGAGGAGGAACUAAGAAAAGUAAAGAUAGCAACCACAGAGAAGAAAAGAGUAAACGAUAAACCAGUAAUGACAGAUGACAAGACUAACAUUUAUAACCAAAAGAAGAUUCAUAAUGUCAGUCAGCAUGUUAGUGAACAGGGACACUACGCUGUCACUGGAUCCUCAACGUGUGCAGAAGUGCCCGCGGAGAAAGGCCAACCAUGUAAAUCCAACUCCAUUUUAGCCGACGUCAAAGUGCAUCUGGUUUCUCCAAACGUAAAGGAUAUAAAAGGCCUUGAUGUGAGACCAGCUCACCUCAUGGACAGUAUUCAGCUUCACACCCUUAGGGGUCAUGUGAGUAUUCAACAGUUGGUGGCACUUAAGCUCUUAGAGAGUGACACCAUCCAACAGUUACAAUCAGGCCACAAAACCCUGGAAGAGGUACAGGAUUCUCUUGCCAAAUUCACCAGCAAAUCAUCUGCAAUUGCAGGUGUUUACUUGGAGUCAAGCAAGAAAAAGAUCUCAUUCAUGGAAGCUGCAGAGAAGGGUUUCAUAGCGAAGACAUACGCUAUAGAGUUUGUUGAAGCACAGGCUGCUACUGGAUGCAUCAUAGACCAGGUUACAGGGAAAGCCUAUUCUGUCCUGGAAGCUCUUGAUAAAGGGAUUGUUUUGAGGGAGUUGAAAGAUAAAUUGUUAGAUGCUGAGAAAGCAAUCAGUGGCUACGUUCAUGGUGGCAAGGUACUGUCUGUGUUUCAGGCAAUGGAGGAAAGGAUUGUCGACAGGCACAAAGGUAGAAAGAUCCUUGAAGCACAGAUUGCCACGGGUGGCUUGAUCGAUCCACAAAGUGGCAUUCGACUGCCCCUGAACAUCGCAGUUGAGCAGGGGUUUAUAAACAAAGCCACCUUGCAGAGUCUUUAUGAACCAGUUAGCAACCCCAAGGGUUUCCAUAACCCAGACACAGGCCAGAAGGCUUACUACUGCGAGCUGCUCAGAACAUGUGUCUUUGAUGUUGAUGGUCGUGUGUUACUCCUGCCUGUUGGUGACCGGCACCUCUCGAACAUCACCCUCACUCGCACUCACAGAAUAUCAGUCAUCAACAGCUGUUACGGUGCUGAAAUGUCAACAUAUGAGGCAUAUGUGGACAAACAUAUUGACAGGAAGACCUACCUUUUGCUCUCGCAGCAGGAGACAGAUUGGAAGGAAAGCUCUGUGAUGGAUUCAAGUGGCGGGAUGCUGCACAUUUUGACAGACUAUAAAAGCGGAAGGCAGUUUUGCAUUGAACAUUCGCUGACUUUGAAGAUGCUAGAUAAAGCAGAACUAGGGAAAUAUCGAUCAGGGCUCCUAAGUAUUAAUGAGCUUGUAGACAUUUUGAUUUCGAGGAAGACCAUCUAUGAAGAUCCCCAUUCUCCUAUUGCUGGGCUUUGGGACUUCAGCCUAAAGUCAAGGGUAUCCAUUUAUAAGGGGCUUCAGCAGAAUCUGUUAGACAGACUUACUGCUGUAAGGCUGCUUGAGGCACAAGUGUGUACCGGUGGCAUUUGUGAACCAUCAACAGGAGAGAAGAUGAAAGUGGCAGAGGCUGUUAGAAGAGGGCUUCUGGAUGAGGCCUUAGCCCGCCAGCUCCUACAGUUUGAGCAAGCCUGCUCUGGCAUCGUCCACUCACAGACAUCCAAGAUCCUGUCCGUGACACAAGCUAUGCAGCAGAACCUGCUCCCAAGAGAUAUAGGCUUCAGGUGCCUUGAAUACCAGUUCCUUACAGGAGGCCUGAUCCACCCACAGACUCAGGUUCGAGUCAAGAUGGAGGAGGCUAUCCAGAGCGGCCUUGUCGAGGAGGCUGUUUUCCUGCAGUUGAAAGAUGAGAAGUCCUAUACUAAAAAUCUGAGCUGUCCCAAAACAAAAAGGAAAAUGUCAUUCAAGGAUGCCCUAGAAAAAGCCAUCUUUGACCGUCAUACUGGCCUCAAACUCCUGGAGGCGACCAAACUUCAAUCUGUUGGCGCUUCCUCAUCAUUCCAUUACAUCUGGAUGUAUUGAUGAUGCUUGAAUUACUGUAAGCCAGACAGCAUAGGCUUAAAUUUCACAACACUUGUAUUUGAUGCAUAUGUCAAAUGAAAAUGUAAAUUAAGAUAUAUACUGUUAAUAAUCUUAAAAAAUGUAACAGAUGGGAUUUUGUCCUUUUUUUUUCUUUUUGUGACAUUUCAAUUGUGAUUUAAUGUACAUGUAUUCUAUGAGGAUUUAUGUUUGUUUUGUAUACAUCUAACAAUGGAUUUUGAUGAAUCACUGAAUCACAGCUGCUUCCAUUGCUGUAUUCACUGGUAUAUAUUCAUAUUAAACAAUAGCUUAAAAUUA
Paramormyrops kingsleyae is the source of this 6337-nucleotide messenger RNA. RefSeq lists its product as uncharacterized. Gene Ontology annotation, cellular component: intercalated disc; intermediate filament; cytoplasm. The record is from RefSeq and is a predicted model, not a curated record. Gene Ontology annotation, biological process: wound healing; skin development; cell-cell adhesion. Gene Ontology annotation, molecular function: structural molecule activity. NCBI's taxonomy places the organism in Eukaryota, Metazoa, Chordata, Actinopteri, Osteoglossiformes, Mormyridae.